This is a messenger RNA of Echinococcus granulosus, 3030 nucleotides long. Its product is annotated as Solute carrier family 12 member. Gene Ontology annotation, biological process: potassium ion homeostasis; chloride ion homeostasis; cell volume homeostasis. Gene Ontology annotation, cellular component: membrane. The transcript is spliced from 18 exons. The record is from RefSeq and is a predicted model, not a curated record. NCBI's taxonomy places the organism in Eukaryota, Metazoa, Platyhelminthes, Cestoda, Cyclophyllidea, Taeniidae. The coding region runs from base 1 to 3030 and encodes 1009 amino acids. Gene Ontology annotation, molecular function: potassium:chloride symporter activity.
AUGUCGGGACCACCUGAGGCAAGAAGUAUUUCUAGGCGUAUUCUUGGAACUUUUGGCGGCGUCUUUACUCUCGUCACUCUCUCUCAGUUCAGCAGUGUAGUAUUUCUUCGACUGGGCUUCCUAGUAGGACAGGCUGGGUUGCUUAUAACAAUACUACAAUUUUUUCUCGCUUAUCUCAUCCUUCUACUGACCAUUUUUUCCGUUUGUGCCAUCAGUACAAAUGGUGCUAUUGAAGGCGGUGGCGUUUAUUACAUGCUUAGUCGCGUCUUGGGUCCCGAGUUCGGUGGCGCUGUUGGAUCAGUAUUCUAUUGUUCUCAAGUAUUCUGUGCCGCCCUGUAUAUCGCUGCCUUUGUUGAAGCCGUCUGCGCAAAUUUUGGACCUGGUGGUGUUCUCGUUAGUGGAACAUUAAUCGGCGUAACUUUCUGGUGGAAAUAUCUUUACGCCAGUUGUGUGAAUCUUUUUUGCCUCCUGGUUCUCAUCAUAGGGAGCCGCAUGUUCAUGCGAACCAGUAUCCUCAUGCUUAUACUUGUGUUUGCAGUGAUACUCUUCGUCGCAUCGAGUUUCUUUCAACCACCCUUCGCUGUGGCCGUACCGCGGGUUAAUGAAUUGGUCUACAAUUGUAGUGAUCCCAGUCAACCUUCCGUAAUGGUCCCCUUCACUGGGUUUAAUGCUACCACUUUAAAGGAGAAUCUUUUCCCCAAAUACGCAGUAGACUACGAGAGUCGAACCCAAAUGAACUUCGUCAUUCUCUUUGCUGUUCUCUUUUCGGGUGUCACGGGCAUUAUGAAUGGCGCUAACAUGUCAGGUGAACUGAGGAGGCCGUCAGUUUCCAUUCCGAUGGGCACUCUUACCGCGGUUAGCACCACAUUGUGUGUCUACCUCAUUUUGGCCGUCCUAACCGCGGCAACGUGUAGCAGAUCUCUUCUGGUUGAAAAUUAUGCCUACAUGCAGAGCAUUUCCUUUUGGCCGCCUUUGGCCGUGAUGGGUGUGUUAGCUGCCACGCUAUCCGCUUCUCUGGGCAACCUUAUUGGCGGCUCGCGUGUACUUGAAGCUCUGGCCGUCGACGAAAUUUUUGGCGUUCUUCUCAAACCAAUGAAAUACACAACUUCCGGUGGAAAUCCUCUUGUGGCUGUACUUUUCACUCACCUCUGUGUUCAGGUGUGUCGGUGCAUUACAAAUCAUGCUAACAACCCUUGUUUUGACAAAUUUCUUGUUUUUUACCUCGUCUUCUUCAUCGGUAACAUGAAUGCAAUUGCCCCAGCUGUGUCAAUUUUCUUCCUCCUUGCCUAUGCCUCGGUCAACCUCGCCUGUGCUUUGUUAGAUACUGCAUCUCCGGCCAAUUUUCGACCAACCUUCAAGUCUUUCCACUGGAUAACCGCUCUGUUGGGAAUGCUGGGUUGCCUGACGAUGUGCAUGCUAAUCCAACCUUUUUACACUCUUGGAGCAAUCGUUCUUCUGGUCGUUCUGGUUGUCUGCCUCCACCAUCGCCAUAUGACUGUCUCUUGGGGCAAUAUUGGCCAGGCUCUAAUCUAUCACCAGGUUCGUAAGUACCUCCUUCUCUUGGACGCUUCAAAGGAACACGUGAAGUACUGGCGUCCUCAGAUCCUCUUUCUCCUCGCAAAUCCCCGCUCCGCUGCGCUACUGGUCCAAUUCGUCAACUCGGUUAAGAAGGGUGGUCUCUACGUCCUUGGACACGUAGUGGCACCUGAUCGGUCUUCCAAGUCUAACAAUAACAGCUUCGAGGAUGAUGCUGACGAUGUGUGCUGCGUCGCUCGCAGCUACAUUGUCAUAUAUGAUAGGAACUUGCUCUACAAGCAAAUGUUCAUGGACGCGAACGACAAUGUCUACAUAAGGCAAAAGGCCAAGAUCCCCCGAUGUGAGAUGCUGCGCCCCUCAACAUAUGGACCCGACGUUAUUUUUCCACGCCAAAAUUGGCUCAAUCUAGUCAGCUACGUGCGCUACCUGAAUGUAAAGGCCUUCGUUGAAGUUACGCUGGCCGGUGAAAGCGUUCGUGAGGCCCUUCUCCACCUCGUUCGUCUCUCUGGUCUCGGAGCCAUGAAGCCAAACACCGUUUGCCUCGGUUUUUAUGACGAUACUGAACCCAUGGAUACUUUUGCGAAGAUACGCUUUCGACGACAAUCAAAGUCCUACGGAAAGCAAUCCUCUAGACCAAGGCCUCCCCCCAAUUCGGCAGCCGACGAGGUGACUCUCGUGUCCAUGGAGGACCCCGACUCACCCCAAAGCACCUACACUGAGGACUUCUCGAUUCGUUUACCUCAACCACGACGCGCCUACCUUCCCCCACUUCAACCUCCGUCCGGUCAUGUGCUUCAGAAACGUCUCUCCCCGUUGGAAUACGUCACCCUGCUAGAAGAUCUGGUGAAAAUGAAGAAAAACAUCUUAUUGGCUCGUCAUUUCCACUCCCUGGCCUGUGAUGAAUUCGAGCUGGUGAUGAGUUCUCCACCGAAUCACAUUCGUGGUAUCUUCAUCCAUGCCAAACCGGCGUACUUGGAUGUCUGGCCGGUUGGACCUCUCUACGGCCAAUGGCUUGAUGAUGGAGGAGGGGAGAAGCGGCAACUCUUCGAUAAAAGUGGCUUCUUUCUCCUCCAAUUGGCCUGUCUGGUUGGACGCUCACCAGACUUGAGACGUCGACGUCGAAGGCCCAUUCGCAUUAGGGUCUUUGUUCCAGCAUUGGCGGCGUUGACUGAUGCGGUUCUCACUUCUCGGGUAAAGGAGGUGCUUCAAGGUCUUAGGAUUGAAGCCGAAGUUCAUGUGGUUGAGUUUGACCACCGCUCAAACGAGAACGAAGUGGAAACAAUCAACCAUCUAAUCUCCUCACACUGCAAUACGGAGAAGGGAACUUCGGUUGUCUUUCUGCGGCUUCCACCACUACCGCCAGCAUCGUCACAGCAAGCCUUGAAUGAGGCGUCGAAACUCACCUACCUGGAUAAAUUGAGAGGUUUUACAGAGGACCUUCCGCCGACCCUCCUUGGGUUGGGAAUGCAGGAGGUAACCUCGGCCUCCCUGUAA